UGGAUUUCUAUAAAAAGCGGGUACAGCUCGGGAUUCACCAGUCACCCCUGCGUUGGUUCCAGUAGUGACAGUGAGGAAAAUUCAAGUGCAGUCAUGAAGGUUUUGAUGCUCUCUUGUUUGCUGUUUGGCAUUGCCACUGCAAUGUACAUUGAGAGCGAAAACGAUGCUGAAGAAGACCCAACAUAUGGAGGCUAUGGAUAUGGGCACAAAGUGAAAGUCGUUAAGGGUCCUCCCGGCCCACCCGGACCUCCAGGACCACCCGGACCAGUAGGGCCAGCUGGCCCACCUGGAAGGAGAGGACCAAAAGGACCUCCAGGAAGCCCCGGCAGGAAAGGACGACCUGGACGCCCCGGACUACCAGGGCUUAACGGACGACCGGGUCGCCCAGGAAAGCCUGGAAAGCCAGGACGCCCAGGUAGACGAGGUUAUCCUGGAAGACCUGGAAGGCCAGGGAGAAAGGGAGAACCAGGAAGAGACGGCAGACCAGGACGUAGGGGACCAAGAGGUCCUGCUGGACCACGUGGCAGACCUGGAAAGCCAGGCAAGAAAUACUUGUACUCUCACCAUGGCAAAAUCUAUUAAGAGCUGACCAACAGACUGCCUGCUUUCAGGACACUUAUUUAUUGACAAAAGUCUCGUAGCAAUAACUAGUCUCGUAGCAAUAACGUGAACCAUUUCUAAUUGUAUGUUCCU
Rhopilema esculentum is the source of this 693-nucleotide messenger RNA. RefSeq lists its product as uncharacterized. The record is from RefSeq and is a predicted model, not a curated record. NCBI's taxonomy places the organism in Eukaryota, Metazoa, Cnidaria, Scyphozoa, Rhizostomeae, Rhizostomatidae.